CUUCUCCAUAAGCAAACUCUUUCCUCAACUGGGUUCCAAAAAUUCUACAAGUUCUUCCAAGUAGUCAAAACCAAGAAAGUCAAAGUAAAAAAAAUGAGUGCAACAACAAAGUUUAUAAAAUGUGUCACAGUUGGAGAUGGAGCUGUUGGAAAGACUUGUCUUCUUAUUUCUUACACUAAUAAUACUUUCCCAACUGAUUAUGUUCCAACAGUUUUUGAUAACUUUAGUGCAAAUGUUGAUGUUGAUGGCCAAAAUGUCAACUUGGGUCUUUGGGAUACUGCUGAACUAUUUCACACAUAUGAAAUGCCAGUGGACCCAUUCUCACGGGACGACAUUUUGACAAAAACAAACAAUGUAGGUCAAGAAGACUACAAUAGAUUAAGGCCUCUUAGCUACAGAGGAGCUGAUGUUUUUAUCCUGGCUUUCUCUCUAAUAAGUAGGCCUAGCUUUGAGAACAUAUCAAAGAAGUGGGUCCCAGAGCUACGACAUUAUGCCCCAUUAGUGCCUAUCGUCCUUGUGGGCACUAAAUUAGAUUUAAGAGAAGACAAGAAGUUUUUAAUGGACUAUCCGUGUGCUUGUACUAUAUCAACUUCACAGGGUGAAGAACUAAAGAAACAAAUAGGAGCAGUGGGUUAUGUUGAAUGCAGCUCUAAAACACAACAGAAUGUGAAAACAGUCUUUGAUGUGGCUAUCAAGGCAGUCCUUCAACCUGUAAAGGCAAAAAAACUAAAGAAAAGACGAGGAUGUCUUAUAUUGUGAUUAAACUUAUAAUCACAGAUAUUAAGAUACUAACAUCAGUGUAAAAUAAACAUCAUAGAUUCCUAAAUGUACAACUUAUAUCUAUGCACCUUAUGUCCUAGCUAGCUUUAUGGAUAUCCAUUUGUGAAUGCUUGUUGAUAAUGAUUAUUUCCUCAAUCUUUUAUCAUGGAAA
Molecule: messenger RNA, 931 nt
Organism: Erigeron canadensis
Lineage: Eukaryota; Viridiplantae; Streptophyta; Magnoliopsida; Asterales; Asteraceae
Product: rac-like GTP-binding protein 5
Exons: 7
Coding region: 94-759 (221 amino acids)
Biological process (GO): small GTPase-mediated signal transduction; regulation of actin cytoskeleton organization; regulation of cell shape
Cellular component (GO): cytoskeleton; plasma membrane; cell projection
Molecular function (GO): protein kinase binding; GTP binding; GTPase activity
Source: RefSeq, a predicted model, not a curated record